AUGCUUACCGACGAGCAGUCGGGGCGCUCGCGGUUGCCCCCAAUGGCUUCCUCCCCUCCUCCACCCAAACGAUACAAGUCAGAGUCCACAACGGCUAGCGAUGCAGGCCGUCCACGAUAUUACCACUCCCAGUCGGUGGCCUCGAGCGAUCGGUACCACUCCCAAUCCGUUGCUCCCAGUGAGCGCCCCAGCGAACGCCCCCGCCCACGACAGACCUCCACCGCGAUGGACAUCUAUGUGAUUACAGAUCGAGACCCCUCCGAGAGAGAUCGAAGGGUAGGGCGCUUUACAAGCAAUGGCUCGGUCGCGUCGCAUUCAUCCCAAGUCUCACACGCCUCUCGCUCCUCUCCACCUGUCAUCAUAUCAAAUCGAAAAAUCCCCGAAAAAUACCCCAGCUAUAAAGAGAAUGGUCGAAUGUACCACGGCUACCGGAAAGGCAUCUACAUGAUGCCCUGCGACGAGGAGGAACAGGACCGCCUCGAUAUCUUCCACAAACUCUUCACCGUGGCCCGUGUAUCGGAUGGUCUGAUCUAUGCACCACAUCCCAGCAACUCCCGAAUCUUAGACCUCGGCUGCGGCACCGGAAUCUGGAGCAUUGAAGUCGCCAACAAAUAUCCCGACUCCUUUGUCGUUGGCGUCGACCUUGCUCCGAUCCAACCACAAAACCACCCAAAAAACUGUGAUUUCUACGCCCCAUUCGACUUUGAGAGCCAAUGGGCCAUGGGAGAGGAUUCUUGGGAUCUGAUUCACAUGCAGAUGGGCAGCGGCAGCGUUGCCAGUUGGGCCAGUCUAUAUAAGCGCAUCUUCUCUCACUUGCGCCCGGGUGCCUGGUUCGAGCAAGUGGAGAUCGAUUUUGAACCGCGGUGCGACGACCGGUCUUUGAGCGGGCUUGCUCUGCGUCACUGGUACCAAGCAUUGAAGCAUGCCACCGAAUCGACCAUGCGCCCGAUCGCCCAUAGCUCCCGCGAAACGAUCCGCAAUCUUCAAGAAGCUGGCUUCACCGAGAUAGACCACCAGAUGGUGGGCCUGCCUCUCAACCCGUGGCAUAACGAUGAACACGAGCGUAAGGUCGCCCGCUGGUAUAAUCUGGCCAUCUCCGAGAGUGUCGAGGCGCUCAGCCUGGCGCCCUUUAGCCGUGUACAUGCCUGGCCAGUGGAAAAGAUCAAGCGCAUCGCGGCGGACGUCAAGACAGAAGCCUUCAAUAAGGAACUUCACUGUUAUAACAUCUUGCAUAUUUACCAGGCGCGCAAGCCGCUGGCGAAUUAA
Molecule: messenger RNA, 1266 nt
Organism: Penicillium macrosclerotiorum
Lineage: Eukaryota; Fungi; Ascomycota; Eurotiomycetes; Eurotiales; Aspergillaceae
Product: class I SAM-dependent methyltransferase
Exons: 2
Coding region: 1-1266 (421 amino acids)
Molecular function (GO): methyltransferase activity
Source: RefSeq, a predicted model, not a curated record